AUGGAACGAUGGGAAUUUGCUGACCCCCAAUACUAUAAGACAGUGUCCUCGCCCACGACAUUCUACCCAUCACUCGAACUUCACUUCCAUAAAGCUCGACCACACCCCAAGCUCCUCUGCUCAUUACCCAAACUUCCUCAUUACAGCCUCUCUUCAUCCCUCGCGACACCACAAACCAAAAUCCCAAUAAUGAACUUCCUCUACCGAUACAUGCUCGACAAAGCAACACGCAAACCAUUCAACAUGCCCACGGAGGACGCAAUGGGUGACCAAGAACUCGUGGAAAUGCCGCUCCUAGAUGAAUCACCGGGUUUUUCCUACAACACUACGACAUAUCAAGCUACCAACACCACCUACGAUAGUAGCUCUGAUGACAGUGAUGCCGUGAUCCACACGCGUGCGGAAGUCCACGAUAUAGUAUGGGCUCGGAGAAUGUAUGAUAUCCCGAUCUCUUCACUAACACACCCUUUUGCUUCCGUUGAACUGCUGUCGUGA
This is a messenger RNA of Periconia digitata, 495 nucleotides long. The record is from the annotation of a GenBank genome assembly. Lineage: Eukaryota; Fungi; Ascomycota; Dothideomycetes; Pleosporales; Periconiaceae.